AAAAUGCUCAAGUUCCAAGCGGCCACUAAGGAAGACCUCAAGGUCGCGGCGUGCAUAGAGAGAAAAAGACAGAUUGAAGAAGCAAGAAAGUCGCGGAUUUUCAAUCCACGAGUGAGACGUAUUGGGAUAGAUAAAGAGUUCCUGGACAAGCAGAUCGCGGAGAAGGAACAGCUGCGUCAGCUGGAGCGAGAAAAAGAGCACCAGCUGGAUGAGACACUAGUGCGCAACAGCCAACUCGCGAUUAUACUUGAGCAAAGAGAGGAAGAGGAGCGAAGAAAAUUGAAUAAAGAGAUUAACGACUAUCGACAAGUGUUUCAACGCGCGCAAGAUCGACGGGAAUUCGAUCUCUAUGAUCCGGAUCAAUUGAGGAAGUCAUUGCCGGCUAGAGUGGAUGACGACGAUCCUAGGAUUGGAUUGGCAUCAGCGCAGAAAUUUGAGGGUGAAGAUCCGAACCAGGCGGAGCGUCUGAAGCUCCAAAAAGAGCAGAUGCAAGCCUGGCUGAUGCAGCAAGUCCACGAGCGACGAGCGAUCGAAAGUGAGCGCAGAAACGCAGACGAAGCUCAUCAGGACGCCGUCAUCUCCCGGGACAAACGAGCCGGCAUGCUCGAGCGGAUGGAGAUGGAGUGCCGAAGGCAUCUGGAAGAGGCCAACGCUCAGUUCAAUCGCAAACUCGCAGAGGAGCAGGCGUAUCGGAGGCGCACUGAGAGCUUCAAGGACGAGGAGGACAACCGCGCUGAGAUAUACAAUCACGUGACCGGUGACUUCCUGACGGAAGCGAAGGAGCAGGCGGAGAGCAGUCGUGGUCCCCAUCGAGUUCUCGCCGAACGCUACAAGGGCAUGACCUUGGACGAGCUCAAGGCUAUAUGGAGUGAACAGUCGCGACAGAUGGAGGAAAUUCAGAGGAUGAAGUUGGAGGAGAGACGUAGGAACGAAGAGUGGGACAGACUGAUGGAGGGCAAUGCCCGAGCUGGUGAGCUUUACCAACGAGAGCUGGAUAAAAAGAGAUUGCAAAUCAGCAAACAAAUUGCGGAGGAGAACCUGAGACUCGCGCAACAGCAGAGGAUGCACCAGGAGUAUUUGAACCGCAGGGUUUAUAAGAAGGAACAUAUGCCGGAGUUCUUCCAGCAGUUCAACACUACCACACGUUGA
Molecule: messenger RNA, 1149 nt
Organism: Diachasma alloeum
Lineage: Eukaryota; Metazoa; Arthropoda; Insecta; Hymenoptera; Braconidae
Product: RIB43A-like with coiled-coils protein 2
Exons: 7
Coding region: 4-1149 (381 amino acids)
Source: RefSeq, a predicted model, not a curated record